CUCCGGAUAACUGCCCCCUUCCUGUCAGAGUCUGUUGGUUUAGAAGCGCGUCAGAGGAAAAUGAGUUUGCAAGCUCCUUCCCGGUAUGUUUUGGGUCUGGAUAUUGGUACAAGCUCGGUAAAGGCAGUGUUGUUGGAGGCUGAGAGCCGGGCAGUGGUUGACAGCCAGACAAAGAAAACUAAAGCAGACACCAGCAGCCUGGAUGGAGAGAAGUGUCGGGAACAGGAUGUUGCUCGGAUUGUGUCAGCCGUUAACAGCUGUGUUUCUGCUCUGCCCAGAGAACAUCUCUGCAAGGUGAUGAGAAUUGGAGUCUCCGGACAGAUGCAUGGUGUUGUAUUGUGGAAAAGUGAGGAAGGUUGUAUUUGGCAGGGAGGUGAAAAAGGUUUCACAUUCCAGCCCAAGAAGACUAGUCACCUGAUCACAUGGCAAGAUGGUCGCUGUAGCCGUGAGUUUCUCGAUUCACUCACCCGGCCUGAUUCCCAUCUCAGCCUUGCCACCGGCUUUGGCUGUGCCACCAUUUUCUGGUACAUGAGAAACAGGCCCCAGUUUUUGGAGUCCUAUAAUGCAGCAGGGACCAUCCAUGACUAUGUUGUGGCUGUCUUGUGUGGGCUUAGGAGACCAUUAAUGUCAGCCCAGAAUGCUGCCAGUUGGGGCUAUUUUAAUACCAGAUGUGGGACUUGGAAUCUGCAAAUAUUGCGGGAUUCUGGAUUUCCUACAUACCUGCUGCCUGUGGUUGUGGAAUCUGGUGCGAUUGCUGGAAAGACAGUUCACGAAUGGUAUGGUGUGCCAGAAGGGACAGAAGUUGGUGUGGCACUGGGUGAUUUCCAAUGUUCUGUGUACUCGUGCAUGAUGGAGACAACAGAUGCAGUUUUGAAUAUCAGUACUUCUGCCCAGUUGACCUUUGCCUUGACUCCUGGCUUCCAGCCACCAGCUCAACCCGACCCCGCCGCGAGUAUUGCAUAUUUUCCAUAUUUUGAUGGAAUUUACUUGGUUGUGGCUGCUGCACUAAAUGGUGGAAACGUACUGGCUUCCUUCAUUGAGAUGCUGAAACAAUGGAUGCAGGAGUUGGGACUGGAGGUUCCAGAAUCUGUCAUCUAUUCUCGAUCAGUACACGCUGCUCUAACCAUUACUGACACUGACCUUGCAGUGCAGGCAACCCUUUUUGGAGAGAGGCAUUCACCUGACCAGCUGGCUUCAGUGACCAACAUCUCCCCGUCUAACCUCUCCUUGGGUCACAUUACCAGAGCGCUGUGUUGUGGCAUUGUGAAAAAUCUGAACUCCAUGUUACCGUGCCAACAGUUGAUUGAAUCUGGGGUGCAGAGGAUUAUGGGCAGCGGGAGUGCACUGACCUGCAAUGAUGUGCUGAAGCAGGAGGUGGAGAAAGCUUUCACCCUUCCCAUUGUGUACGGGAAGAAUGUGGAUUCAGCAGUUGGUGUUGCUAUGGUGAUGCUUGACCGAAAAUAGGGAGGCAAGAGACUCCCAAAAAUGGAAUCAGGAGAAUCUAAAUCGCUGUCCACUCAGAGUGUCUCAACUGAUCACAAUGUUUUCCCACUAAUUAAGGAAAAUUUAUGAAAGAGUUGGAAAAAGUAAUCAUCCAUCUCUUAUCCUGUGUAGUUCAACCAUUGAACACAACUGGAGUGAACUUGGUGCAAAUGCAUAGUUAAUGCUGACUGAGUGACAUCACAAUCUGUCCUUCUUGUUUUAGUUGUUGACGUAAUAUCAUUGCUAAAGUUGGCCCAGCAUUCUACUGGAUAGGCCACAUUCCAGUU
Molecule: messenger RNA, 1769 nt
Organism: Chiloscyllium plagiosum (whitespotted bambooshark)
Lineage: Eukaryota; Metazoa; Chordata; Chondrichthyes; Orectolobiformes; Hemiscylliidae
Gene: shpk
Product: sedoheptulokinase
Biological process (GO): glycerol metabolic process; cellular response to lipopolysaccharide; phosphorylation
Cellular component (GO): cytosol
Molecular function (GO): sedoheptulokinase activity
Source: RefSeq, a predicted model, not a curated record